Messenger RNA from Paramisgurnus dabryanus, 2304 nucleotides. It is a transcript of the gene eif2ak1, whose product is annotated as eukaryotic translation initiation factor 2-alpha kinase 1. The record is from RefSeq and is a predicted model, not a curated record. Gene Ontology annotation, cellular component: nucleus; cytoplasm. Gene Ontology annotation, biological process: regulation of translational initiation by eIF2 alpha phosphorylation. NCBI's taxonomy places the organism in Eukaryota, Metazoa, Chordata, Actinopteri, Cypriniformes, Cobitidae. Gene Ontology annotation, molecular function: eukaryotic translation initiation factor 2alpha kinase activity; ATP binding.
ACAUGGCAGUUCACUGUUAGUUUACACUGUUAGGUAUUUUUAGUUGGUCAAACUUUACAUUUGUUUUCUAGUUUUAAAUGAUUUCUUGUGCGAUGUGCCUUUCUUAAAGGAACCAAUACAUGGGAUACAUAUAUUUUUGCCCAGUUCGUCCAUGUUUUAUACAACAGAAACUCUCAUGGCAGAGGAAAGUUCGAGUAGCAGCGUUGUUUCUAAUUUGAACAGUCGCAGCCUUCAGAUCCGUAGGGGCCUUUCCACCCUAGAUAGGGGACCUAGAAGAGGAAUGUUCAGCCUGGAAGAUGCAGAAGAUGACGUCCAGUUUGACACCUCAGAUUCAGACAACAACCAUGAAAUGUUGCUGGCGGGUAGACAGUAUCCAUCUAUCCAAGAAUUUGCUUCUGCCAUUCCCAACCACCUGCUGCUGGGAUCUUUGUUGGAACACUUGUGCUAUGUUUAUGAGAGUGACCCCACACGUUCACGCAUGUUGUUUAAGGUGAUUGGUCAGCGUUUAGCAGCAAUGAACCUCCUUUCUCCAUUGGCUAUCAGUGAUGAGUUUAGCACAGUCCGACUGCAGCAUAACCGCGCGUUCACAGAGCUCCUGCAUGCAACAAGCUCAUCACUUUUUGCACAGGAUCAUAGAUACUUGAGUGCAGAAGGCCAGAGCAUAAGAACCAAAGAUGGUCUUUUUCAAGCACAAACAUCCCGCUAUCUUAGUGAAUUUGAAGAAAUCGCAGCCCUGGGUAAAGGAGCCUAUGGGAAAGUGUUUAAGGUUACAAACAAGCUGGAUGGUCAGGAAUAUGCUGUGAAAAAAAUUCUUAUUAAAAAAGUAACAAGAGAAGACUGCAUGAAGGUUCUUAGAGAGGUUAAAGUGCUCUCCAGCCUCCAGCAUCCUAAUAUUGUUGGAUAUCACACUGCAUGGAUGGAGCAUGUUCAGCCUGCUGUGGGAGAUCCCAAAUCUAUCAUUUCACAAACAAUUCCAGCCUUAGAGACCCCUUCACAGAAAGAUGGGAACACACAGGAAAGCACUGACAGUAGCAAUGGAUCAUCCAUCGUUUUUGAACGUUCUGGCCAACCACAAGCUAAAGGAAAUCAAGUUACAUUAGAGAGCUACUCCGUCAAACCCUCAACAUCAAAAGAGGAGGUGGAUCAUGCUGUGUGUCCAAAAACUGUCCGCAACCCACAGAACUUUGUUCCAUGUGUGUUCCUGGGAAAACCUCGUGCUACUGUGAGCAAGUGUCCAGCGGCUAAAUGGGACAGCUCAGCGCUCUCAGAAGAUGACCUAAGUCGAAGACUGGAAUUGAACAAUAACUCUUACAUUGAUAUAGACAGUCCUGAAUGGUCAGAAAAGCAGCCGCAAGAGGCUCAGUUCCACUUAAUGCUUUACAUACAAAUGCAGUUAUGUGAGCGAUCUUUGAAAGACUGGAUACAGGAACAGAACUUUAAAACUACUGAGGAACUCUCCAGUUCUGCAAAUCCCCGUCAGUCUGUUGACUGUGAGCAAGCACUGACUAUUUUGAAGAAAAUACUUGAAGGAGUGGAAUACAUUCAUUCCCGUGGUAUUAUGCACAGAGACCUAAAGCCUAGAAACAUUUUCCUUCAUGGACCUGAGGCCCAUGUAAAGAUAGGAGACUUUGGAUUAGCGUGCCAAAACAUAGUAAUGGAGGAACAUGAACAGCUGCCCUCCCAUUCUCCAACAGUUGUAAACACAGACUCUGCUCACACUAGUGGAGUGGGAACAUUUGUGUAUGCUGCACCAGAGCAACUUGAGGGUUCUGACUAUGAUUCAAAGUCAGAUAUGUACAGUAUAGGAGUCAUUGCACUGGAGUUAUUCCAGCCUUUUGGGACUGAAAUGGAACGUGUUCACACACUUGGAGAACUAAGGCAGGGUAAAGUUCCUAAGACACUGUCUGAAAACCUUCCACUUUUGGGCAAGUAUAUUAGACUGCUGACCAACUCUGAUCCUUCCACGCGACCAAGUGCAUCUCAGUUACUACAGAGUGACCUCUUCACUGCCAAUGACAUGGUUCUAAAUAGCUUGAAGCGCAAGAUUGACGAGCAGGAAGAAGAAAUUGUCCAGCUCAGGAGACAGAUCAGUGAGCUACAGAUCUCUCAAAAUGCAACACAUGGUCCAGAAAAUACAUAAAAACUCUUUAUUUUUUCUUUUGUUGGUGGUUAAUAAUUGUACAUUAUGUGAGUUGUUCUUUGAAAAUUGUUGUAUGUGUGAAUGCAGCUAUGUUUGUGUGUGUAUAUAAAUGAGUGUAAUAUUUAAAUUGAAUCAUCUGUAAAGUAAAGAUUCAUACCAGAGAA